Molecule: messenger RNA, 2874 nt
Organism: Guillardia theta CCMP2712
Lineage: Eukaryota; Cryptophyceae; Pyrenomonadales; Geminigeraceae
Exons: 18
Coding region: 128-2464 (778 amino acids)
Source: RefSeq, a predicted model, not a curated record
CAAUGGCGGGUUGUUGACGAGACAUGGUGGAAGGGAAAGAGGACAAGGCGCGCCAAGUCUGCCUCACGUCCCCCCUGUAGCUCCUCCUCCUCCUCCUCCUCCUCCUCCCUCCUCCUUCUCAAAAAGCAUGGCGGACGAUCUGCCGCCUGAAGAUGUCAUGGUUUGGACGGAUAGGGAUGGAAUCACCUACAAGAUCAGUUUCCAACAUGCCAAACUUUUGUAUAUAGUCUCCCACUAUGCAAGGGCAUCCAUCAAAGACAAUCAGCCGGAAACAUGGAUGCGGCAGCUGCAACUGGAUGUCUUGAUCUUCGAAGGGAUCCUUGCAAGGAAGCUCGACUUCGACUAUGCGCCUGAAUCUACCAUACAGCCGAUCAUAGAGGAGGAGGCAGUCAGAUGUGUGCGUCAAUACAUGAAUAUAAGCCAAGAGGGACGAAGCGCUAUCUAUGAUCUGACAGAGCAAGGAUUCUUGAAUACCUUGCGACUGCCAUCAACGAAUCUACUCUCUACCAUUGCACUGCAAGCUUCCCAUAAGGGAAUGAGGUUGUUGGAUGCUCUUCCGCCGCUCCUACGAUAUGAUGUGGACGAGUUUCUGUUUUCAAAGCCUGGCCAUAUGAGAGCUUUCCUAAAGGAUAUGCAUCCGGUUCGAGAUCUGAAACACGUCAUAAUUGACGAGCAAGGUUUCCUGAUUGUGACUGAAAAUGGCUUCGAAGAACGUUCAGAGGUUCUGUUCAUUGAAGACAUCUCCUACGUGACUAGCCCGUUUCUACCCUGGUCGCUAAGAAGAAGCGAAGCUCAGAUGAGGGACAACUCGACUCGGGCUUGGGAAUCUGGGAACGGCAAGUCGCAAGUGCAAGGGGAUCUACAUGAGUCUUUGAUCCUCUCUCAGGUGCACGCGAUACUGAUGGAAUGGGUUCCAAUGAACCAUAAACGGAGAGUUACAAACAUGUUUCAACAAGUCGGAAGUGGGAUUUUAUCAAAGACUGGGAAAGACGUUCCUUUGAUCAACAUCUUGGAGUACAAAGAGAACGAUUGUCUUAACUUCGAAGCAGAGAUAGGCUUCAAGAACGAUGAGGGGAUCUGCCAGGUCGAAGAAGUUGCUGCUCACAUCAACGCAAAUGGGAUCGUCGCCUUCGGAGCCAGGGUGGAGGCGAUUCAGAACCGAUUGGCCGACGAUAUUUCCAUGGACUUGUUGAGCAGACUGCUAACAGACUUGCAAGUCGACGUCUCUGAGAUGAUGGAAAACCUCUUGACAACCGCUCAGAAUCACAUGCUGAAGAGCGCUUUCUGGGGCAACUCAAGCUCUCGAUCGAGAUUCGUGUUGCUCUUCACCUCCAAGAUUGAUCCCUUGCUCAAAGCAGACGGCUACCUCGAUCAUGGCGAGUAUGAGAAUGAGAUGUCGCAGGUGAUAGGACAACUGGUCAGAGCAAGAGAUUUCGGGAACAAGAACAACUUUAUCGUGGUUGCACAGAGGGGAAUGCUCGUGGUAGGCGACCGUUUGAGAAGAUACGAUCGUUUGAUCUUCAUGCUCUGCGAGCUGAUCGCCAUGAAUCAGUUCGCAGUCGUGCUGUACAAAUGGACUUCUAACAUCCAGAGCGACCUGCAGAGGCUUCGAAUGCUCACAAACGUCCGAGACCCGAACCCCAACCACUUCGACGAGGCGAGGCAGUUGAGGAACGAGACGUCGGAGGACAUCGCGUGCCUGGAAGAGAUCAUGAUCAACCUCAGCGGGAACUUGAAGAAGGUCCACGUCCCUCCUUCUCCCUUCGAAGACUUCGGGCAGAAACUCUACGACUUCCUCGAGCUCAAGAAGACUCACGACAACCUGACGAGACAAAUCGAGGACCUGACCAGCUUUGUCUGCUGCUACAAAGCUGAGGUGCGGAGCAUCAGCGUCAACCUUCGGACUGCUCAGAACAAGCGGGAGAGAGGGACCGUCCUCAAGCUGGAGCAAGAGACCGGGAGAAUGAUUCAGUACUCAAUCUCUGAGAGAGAGCAGACCAGCGUCUUUGAGAUCAUGCUGGGGAUCAUCGCGUUCAAGUUCCUGCUGGUCUUCCUCGAUAGCUUCAUCACCGCAAGGUCUCGUUACUUCGGGAUCGCUGCCCUCAUCGAUUCGUCAUCCAACUCUUCUACCGGCUCUCCCACCAUCGCUGGCUUCUCCGUCGUCUCCACCAGCAGCAUCGGAAGUCCGCUGAGCUCGAACUCAUACUUCCCCUUGCAGUGGGCGAUUCAGCUUGACAAGAUCCCCUUCUUCACCAUCGUGUUGCACCUUGUGUUUUGUGCUCUGUUCCUCGUGCUUCUAGCAAGAGCUUACCGUCAUCGACGACAUGAUCCGGUCCGAGACGUCAAGAUUCAAACGGAUUUACAUGUCAACCUUGAGAACCUUGAUGCCUUCGUACUGCGGCAUAAGAAGAAGCGCAUUGAAGGUAUGGGGGCCCAGCAAACCCAAGAUCAUCGUCAUGGUUGAUACGUCAACGACGAGGUUGAUAUGGGCAAGCAUCACAAGAAAUGAGAAGCUGUCGUUGUGGCGAUGGCUGCUGCAAUUUGUAAUCUACAGGAAGUUCUCGGGCUUGUCCAUGAAUGGUUUAGAAGAAGACACGCUCAACGACAUUCUGUUGGAUGAGUUCUCCAAGGAAGGCAUACUGGUCGACCCGGACGCAGUUGUUGAACAGGAGAGUAGUGCUGUUGGAGAGGAGCAAGUGGAAGAGACGAAAGUAAGUCAGCAGGAGGGUGAAGACGAUGAGCAAGAACGGACGCAUGAUGAAGACAUGUCCAUGGGCAGCGACUAUGAUGAAGCAAGGCACGAUAAGGUAUAAAUACAACUCAACAAGAACAACCACCAAUAUGUAAGAUACAGUAAACAAGUUGAAGACAUCC